AAGACGAUUGAUGUGCAUGCAAGAGCAAGUCGUGUACUCUGUCAAAACUGUCUCGAUUGUCAUCAAAGCUGUCGUGAAGGUUAUCCUUCCGUCGUUAUUUGUACCUCCUGCUCAUCGGAGAAAAAAAGUCAGUUCUUCGACGAACACGAACUGGCUGAAGCAGAGAAUCAAUGAUUGCGACACUCAACAUCACUCAUCUAUGAACGAAACACGAAAAGAAGAAUGUAGGAAAGCGAAAGUUGUAGAGAUUGUACGACAUGUGGGGUGUGGUACUCCUGCCGCCUGCAAGAGGUGCAAAUAAGAGACAAGAACACCUAUGAAGAAUGAAGAGUCCUAGUUCUUGGCAGAGGCAGGACUAGACAUGACUAUGAAUACUUAGGUAUAUUACUUUCUUCUGCUCACUAUCAUCUACAACAGCACGGGAUUACAGUCAUUUUCAUCAAGCCAAUUCAUGAUUUCUCGAUUGUAUUCUGAUCAAUUGGUAGUACUUUGAUGUCAUAUUCUUGAUUGAAAAAGCUCUAUGUGACUAUACUAGACACGACUGCUCAGCUUCAGAUUCAAUUUUUCGUCAUACUAGUAGAAGUAGUACCUGGAUCUAUCAAAAAUGGACAUCGAUUCCGGUCCGGGCAUGAGGUACGGCGGCGAUCGAAAUGCAGCUGGUAUUCCCCGUAGUUGUUCUUUCCCGGACCAUUUUUUACUUAAGCACAAAGUUAAAUUUCUAAUUCUAAAAAGAGCGCUCUGUCUUGUCCCAGUAGUCUUGACACAUACAUUUUUUCCGUUCAGGCCGUUCUCAAGGCAGAGACUCUGUCAAGCGCGGACGAGAGGACACAAGCCGAGGUCCGCGCGACGACCGGUUGAAGAGGCAAAAGUCACUAAUGGGGGUCGAACCAGUAGGUGCACCUUCAACCUCAACAGGUAAUAUCAUCGGUGCUGGAGGUCUCCUGGUUGGGGGAUCCUCAUCUGCUUCUUCAUCUUCUGGUGCAACUACUACACUGUAUUCAGCUAUGAAGAUGACGGAGCGCACACGUUAUCAGCAGGAUGCCACUAACCCGAAUAGUACACGCAAUACACCGAGAGGCAGUUACACAAGAGGUUUUCCUGCAAGUCCGCAACGCCUUUCUGCUGGUGGCGGAGGACCGGGUCAACACAGCACUACUUCAUCUUCUGGAGCAAACUACAGAAGCAAUAUUACCUACAGCAGCAGUACUUCUAGCACGACUUCUGGACUCCAACAUGGACCACAAGUAGUCGGCCUCUACAACAGCAACCAUCAUCAGCAGAUGAAUCGUGGUGGUGGGGGAACCUAUAACAGGUACGGAGGUGGAGGGCGUAUGAGCUCCAGUCUCAUGCCAGGACGAGCGUCUAUGGCACUGGGAGGAGCCUCCAGAGGGAAUCAAGGCUCUGGUGGAUCAUCUGGGUUUCCUAUAGGGAGCAUAUGGGACGUGUGCAAGGCAGUGGAGGACUGUCAACUUGAAAGCUCGAAUUUCGCGAUCGAUGCUCUGGCUGUGCCGGCUGUUCUUGGUACUUGUCUACUUUCUUCGUUUUUAAGAAAUUCUAAUUUGCAGCAUCAAGCAUGAAGGAAUAAAUUCUGUGGGAUAAGAUGAUAGAGACCCUCCUCUCGGCAAGCGCCGUGAUAUAUCCACUCCUCGCCGGCCUCUUGAUUCCUACGGAAAAACUCAGGCCCUCGUGGAUUCCAGUUAAUCGCUCGUUCUUUCGGCCUCUCGAAAAUUCAAGCCGGUUGGAAGACUAGUCGUUUAGGACAAAGGCGACCGACUCUGAUUAGCUUUUGUCCAUCGGGUUCUGCCAGUGCAACACCUGGCACAAGCAGCACCAGCACAUCAACUUCUGGUUCUGGUGGCGUUCGCUGUCUCAUCUAUGAAAAAGAAGGCAGUGGUACCAAGCGAGAAGUCUCCGAAGAGGAGCUCGAGAAAUUUAUAGGCCUCGAAAACGAACGCUGUGGAGAACGCAUUUUGUUGUCGAAUCCAGUUCGAGUUGAAAUCAUCUCUCCCGAAGUCGAAGCUGAAGUUCAGAUCUUGGAUUUGCCAGAGCAAAAUCCAGCAUCCACAAGUGCGGCAAUGAAUGUGAUACAAACUUUUUCAAGUAGUCAAGCACAAGCACAAUCUUCACAAGUUCCGGCUGGACGUGCAAAUUAUGGGAGUGGAAGGUACUACCACGAAAACGUCGGUCCUCGUUAAUUAUAAUAUAUUGGGCUCAAGGUAAAAACCAAAAAUCAAACCAUGGAGUGAGUGUUCAAAAAUACUCUGCUUCUAUUAUAGAUACGUAGAAUAUAAUAGGGAGAACUACACCAUGUUCCAUUCACUGACACUGUAAGAUCAGCUUCUUUUCCUUGAUGAAAUCUUUUCAAAAACUUAUCUACCCCAUAAACAGGCAUCUUUUCCUGGAUGAAAUCUUAUUUUCAAAAACACUUAUCAUUAUCUAACCCAUAAACAGGCAUCGCAGUGAGUCUCAGCUUUCUAGCGCCGCAGAAGCUUGGCCCGGAUGGGUGAAGAAGAUGUGUCGCGGAAAGCCCAUUGUCCUCGAAAAGCCUGCCGACGGUUGUAAUCAUGAACCUGGUGCGGAGUACUUCAUUCUUCCUGGCGCCGCUCUUGAGUAUGAUCCGGCGCAACACCCAACAAGCGGCGAGGGAGACCAAGGCGCAGGUGCAGGAGACGCAGUUAUGUCGGAUUCUCUUGCUUUGCCUGUUGGAAGUGUUGUGGGUGCUGGAGAACCGGUAGUGGUCUCAGACCACGAUGGCAAAAUGGACGUUGAUCACGAGAUUGCAGCUAGUCAUGCAGGCCAGAUUUUCCGACCGACCUGUCGUGUGAAGUUCCUGAGCGCGAGGGCUAAUCUGGUUUCCUUCCUCCUUGGAUACCAUGAGAAAACCUUUUGCAAUCGUGUGGCUCCGCAAUGGUCUAAAAUGUUGCAGCGCAAGCUAGGCGAUUUGGACACAGUCCACAAACAAGUUCUAGAACUCGAUAGGGACUUGGAAUCCACUGUGAUCUUGGCUAGAAACGCAGGAGCCAGCGUUGCUGCAUGCUCCACUUUCCUCUUAGACGGCAGCAUUCGCCAAAAUUACUGCCAACAGAAUUUGUUUAUCGGCAGAGGAGGAGGAUGUGGAUUCGCAUCAGAGAGCACGUCAACAUCUUCAACAUCAAGCAAGAACAUGCUCGCGGCCGCUUCAAAGAAGCAAACUUCGUACAGCAAAUUGUGGGCCGCACCUGCUCAACAGUCUAGUGCCGUAACCGGCCUGAAUUCUUCAUCCUCUUCCGGCCCAUCAUGUUCCAGUUCAAAAUCAAAUGCCAUCGUUGUAGGUGAAACGCUUGGCACAGAGCUCGCGGAAUUUGCGAAAGAUGAUCCAGAAGCUACACUGCCUGACAAAAGGUUUGGCUCAUGGGCUGAACUGGGCAAAUACUAUGAGACGGUUGGGAAACCGCACUUCUUCGACCAAGAGGUGUCUGGUGGGGCUGCACUUGCGAGGCUAUUGAAGGAAUGCGAAGCUAGUGUACUUACUUCUACAACAAUCUAUUUCUAUCAUGAUAUAUGAAAAUACAACAAUUACAAUCUACAAGCAUGAUAUGAUAAAGAUAAAUAAUCUGCAUCUCGUGCUUUGUAGUUGUCAGAGAGAAGCAGAGCAUACACUAUUGAAUUUUUGGGUGGAAAAUGAAAUUCUACUUUCUACAUCACCUGAAUGAAGAUCAUCCACCACGACAUCAUCGUCCCGCGUUCCACAGGUAAUGUUCGCCACCGCAGCCUUACCCAACACCAUGCAAGAGGUGCUAGCCUAUCUAAAAAAAGAGGUAACGCAAUCUGGUGGCGUCGUUGGCGGCAACAGUAGUACGACUUGGCAAGACGUUGUGACCAAGAUUUUCAAGGCGUGUACUCACCAAGUUUUGCAGGAUCAAGCUUUGUAUGUCAGACGCCGACUGAAUUGGUUCCUACGAAGGCAGAAAGACUCGGUCCUUGCGUGGAUGCGGUCACUGCAGAACUCAGCAGAUGCGACGUGGUAUUCAAGGCUCUACUUAAGGCUUCAAGGAAUUCAUCUUAGCUAGCUCUAGCAUCUUGGGGCCGUAGCUAGCUCUAGCAUCUUGUUCUCGGGUCCGUUAUUUCAAGUUCAACAUAGGGGGCAACCACGGGCACCAAGAUGCGCCUCAAAAUGGGGAUUCGUUCCUGGUGCUUCUAAUCUACACGCAGCAUGGUGAUUUGUUGGCACAGAGACAGGAGAUCAGGAGAGCAGUUUUCCGCGUUUACGAUGAGGCUAUCGAAGAAGAGUGCACCGCUUUCGAGAAAAUCGUCCAGCAAAUGCUCUCCGCGAUUUACAACAAGCCUAAUGCUUUCUUGGCCAAGAAUGACCUUCGAGAAUCCGAGACAGAUGAGGUCGAGGAGUUUUCGCAGUAUGUCCUCAACUACAUUGCUGAGGCUGAGGGGAAGAUGUGCUACUUGCCUCCGGAGCGGAAGAUCGUACUGCGGCUGGACAAGUCCUGUACCUUGAAAAUCAAUCGGCAGAUUGUGGUGGAUUUGACACGCAAAAAGAGGAGGACGCAGUACAGUUGCAUUGUUGGCAGGAAUCCGAGCUUGGUGACCGAACACAUAGACGAUAUGCGUGUGUCGAGUACGCAUUUUGCUAUUCAAGUGCACGAAGGCCGGAUGGUUUUAGCCGAUAUGAGUUCGAACGGAACGUUCAUCCAAAGGCACAGCGGCCUCAUCUCAAAGGUCGGGAAGGACACGUCGACAGAAAUCCACAUAGGCGAACGCAUCGGAGUAUUGCAGGGACCGCAGAUCCCAGAAGCAGAACAUGUGUGGUAUACAGUGGACGAAUGGAGAGCAAGUCAAUUUCCUGGUGCGAAUGGAGGAACGGAAGCUGAAAACCUUCAGCCUGUAGGUACUGCAGUACCGGAUCCGAUGAAUACGACAAGACUAAACGAUGGAAAUUAUGAAAUGAUAGAAUCGAGUUCGAGACGAUGACGAGACGGAUUCAUUUGUAGUAAGAUUGAAACAUGAAGAUCCUAAGGCAUUGCUCAUGCCUGUCUCAUCCCUCUCCUGGCUCUACUCGAGCCUGUUGUAUCGUCCCAGACAACGCGGGCCUUAAACCUUGAACCUUGAAGUAAGUAUGUCGUUAUGUUCAACUACUUCUGAUUUCUAUGUCCUAGUCACGAUCUUCACGAUAACCUUCUAAGUCCUCCCCUCCGCAGCCCUAGGCCAACAAGAUGUGAAUAUGGGAGGCGAUCCAUCUUCGAUCGGCGCUGAUGUCAGCAUGGUGGCUGCCGAGAAUUUUGAGGUUCCGAAUGUGAUAAAACAACGACCUCAAGUGCUCGAGAAAGAUCGAGGUAAACGCCUACGCGCAGCCAUGAUUAGAGUGCGGGAAGAAAUGAGUGUGAAUCGCCGAUCCGUAGAAGUGACCAAAAGGCUAGAUCGCAGGUUCGACACUCAGGAAGUCGACACAUACUUGCCACAUGCAGCGAGACACAUAUUGAAUGCGUUCCACUCGGUGAAGCGAUGGGUACUUUUUUUCCCCAGUACACUGAGUAGUGUCACAUCGUCUACCUAUGGGAAAAUGAAGGAAAGUUCUCUAUUUCACAGUAUAAAUACUCCUAGGAGGAGGAGGGGAGAGGAAAAGAUAAAGAAAAACCUUUUAUAUUUUACAGUUGUCUGGAAGACCAUAUGCAUAUCUGUUGAAAGUGGAACUCUACCGUAAGCUAUCCGAAAGUCGCAAAAAAGUGCUCCCAACAGGAGGUGGAUGGUCUGCUCAAUUUUCCAUUUUGGCUAGGUGCGUCAUUUCCGAUCACGAAAAUAUGUGAUGUCGCUCAUUAUCAAAAUAGUGACCCCACUAAGAGGGCGAAAAGCUGGCCAAUUUUCAAAAUCGAUGUUGUCUAAUAUUUUUGACCUCCAAUGUUUAAUUGGUCAGGAAGUAGAAUUCAGUUCACAACACUUUACGUUGAAAUAGCUACACCCAAGUCAUCUUAUUCCUCCUCAAAACCAAUCUCAGCUCUCUCUCCUUCCUCCUCCUGACAGGUCGCUUCCCACGUCACCUUGUUCGCACAUGCUUUUCUCAUACGACCUCUGAGCAACCGUCUUAGAGAAGCCAUGAGCAGAUUGACGAUGGCGGCAUCUGACGAAGCGUCGGAAGAGCAGCUGUGGAAAGAGCAUGCUCGGAUGUUAUUGGAUAUUGAGACGAAGCAAGACAGGAUCCACGACGCGAUGGAUCGAUUGAUGAUGCAGCAGAGGCAUCUGCUGUGGCAAAUGCGGAGAGGGGGGUGAAAGAGGCACUUUGUGAAAUAGUUUCUUUGGCGGAUGAUCAUGUCUUUCUUGCUGAAUAAGGAACAGAGUUCGAAGAUGAAGAUGAUCUAAAGUCUAGGAGUGCUCGUCUCGUUGUGAUCAUAGGUAGUGAUAGCUUCCAAUCUAAAUACUUAACAACUUCAACAAGGAAGAACUUGAACUUGUGAAUACGGUCACGAUGAAAAUCAAAAUCACGGCGAAUAAAAGCGAAAAGCAUGAUGAAAUUCUCGUUUCGCUCUGGAAGAUCGAGUUCAUGGUGACGAUGGGAAAUCUAAAUGCCAACGAACUAGCUACAAAAAGAAAUUGCACCAGCACAACGGCAGCGCAAAAUUGGAAUUCCUCGCGAAACGAAAAUACACGUUGGUUUCGAUGUUCAGUGUACUGGAGUCUCCUCCUCAUCUUCAGGCUGCAUGUUCAGACUUGUUCUGUUGAAGAAAUAGAUUCUAGCAAUGACAAUGAAACUCAGCUAGCUCCUGAACGACGUGAAUGAUAAAGGCGUUCCUUUUAGUACGACUAC
This is a messenger RNA of Amoebophrya sp. A25, 6790 nucleotides long. Lineage: Eukaryota; Dinophyceae; Syndiniales; Amoebophryaceae. The record is from the annotation of a GenBank genome assembly.